Messenger RNA from Colletes gigas, 1074 nucleotides. It is a transcript of the gene Brms1, whose product is annotated as breast cancer metastasis-suppressor 1-like protein. Gene Ontology annotation, cellular component: Sin3-type complex. The record is from RefSeq and is a predicted model, not a curated record. The coding region runs from base 116 to 808 and encodes 230 amino acids. NCBI's taxonomy places the organism in Eukaryota, Metazoa, Arthropoda, Insecta, Hymenoptera, Colletidae. Gene Ontology annotation, biological process: negative regulation of transcription by RNA polymerase II. The transcript has 3 exons. Gene Ontology annotation, molecular function: histone deacetylase binding.
GAUCAGUUACAAAUGGUUGCUUCGCGUGGCACUUGACAGACGUUAUUUUGUCUUCCAGGACACUAAAUAUUUUGCGACGCUAUACAAAUAAACAAAAUUGUUUCAUAGCGAACAGAUGCCAAGCGUUAAAGAUGAAUCGGAGGCAGAAGGGGAAGAAAUGUCGCAUGACAGUAAUGAAAGUAAUCAAAGCUCUGCAUCGUGUGACAGUAGUGCAGAGCAUAGCGAUAGCGAUGACUCCUCGGAAAUGGAUGAAGAUGAAUGUGAAAGGCGACGCAAUGAAUGUAUGGAAAACCUAGUAGAUUUAGAACGACAGUUUACUCUUCUCAAAGAGCAACUGUACCGUGAAAGAAUUACUCAAGUAGAUACAAAAUUAGGAGAAGUUCGGGUCGGAAAGUCCGAAGAGUAUUUAGUACCGUUGGAACGUUUAAAAGAAAAUAUGAAAACAAAAACUGAAGUAGCCGGUGUACUAAAGCAGUAUAGAUUACAAAAUAUACAAAAUAAAUUCCUAGCGGAAGAACAGGCUGCGUUACAAAAUUUUAAAAGUGAAAAGGAAUUAAUCUGGGAUUGUAUUCAUAAUGAUUUACAAGAAAAGAUUCGCAGAUUAGAGGAAGACAGAAACAAUGUUGAUAUUCAUGCGGAUUUGUGGCUGAAUUCGACUGGUAGAAGGCGUAGAAAUCAUACCGAAAGGAGAAGGGCUGUUACUGUUGCUGGGCCUUAUAUUGUUUACAUGCUCAAUGAUGCAGAUAUUCUUGAGGAUUGGGCAUUGAUAAAAAAAAGCCUAAGCAGUCGGAAAACUGAAAUAAUCUAAUGCUAUAUGCAACUAUAAACAAAAUUUCUAAUGUCUUAAUAAUGUCAAUUAUUGCUCUUGCAUAAAAGUCAACUGUAUAAACAAUUUAAGGGCAAUUUUGGCGAUUUCUUUACAUUUGUAAUGCUUGUAUAGGGUGCCUUUCUGUAUAAGACUUUGAUCUCUACAAAACCAUUUUGAACUACAUUCAAAUAUGUGUGACCUGUGGGAAAAAAAUACCACAUACAAUACUUAUGCCUUUCAGAAAACAAUUUAUGAACUGAUAAAUA